Messenger RNA from Frieseomelitta varia, 1106 nucleotides. RefSeq names its product CXXC motif containing zinc binding protein. NCBI's taxonomy places the organism in Eukaryota, Metazoa, Arthropoda, Insecta, Hymenoptera, Apidae. Bases 269 to 754 code for a protein of 161 amino acids. Gene Ontology annotation, molecular function: zinc ion binding. The transcript has 2 exons. The record is from RefSeq and is a predicted model, not a curated record.
UGCGCACACACGCUGCGCCAUUCAAAUUUUGCUUUGCUCGACUGUUUAUGAUACGUCUGCGAUACGAUAGAUGGUUUAAAAGUGGUCCUUCAGGAUUACUCAGAAUUGAUCGUAACAAGAAACGACGUAAUUUGCGCGAAAGUAUCAACGUGUUGUUAAUUUCAGGAAGAGUAUCGUUUAUGCGUUUACGAGUCGUUUGUUUGUAACAUAACCUCAAUCUGUAUUUAACGUAAAAACGUUGUAAAAGAGAAAAAGAAAUCUUGCCAGAAUGGUAAAAAUAGCAUUACAAGUGAAAGCUACGUUGGAAAAUAUCGAAGAACUGAAACCGUCGGGAAGAGAGUUCAGAUGGUAUCUGAAGUUUACUUGCUGCAACUGUGGCGAAACAUCGGAGAAAUGGAAUUACGUGUCAUUGAGCGAGUCCAUUCCAGCUCAAAGGGGGAACGCAGUGAGUCACUUCGCGAGCAAGUGCAAACUCUGUUCCCGCGAAAAUUCCACGACCAUCUUGGAGGAUUCCGUCAAAUCGUUUCUCACGAACGAUCAGAACAAGUUUCAGACGAUAGCGAUAUUUGAUUGUCGAGGUCUCGAGCCUAACGAUUUCUCGGCAAGAGAGGGAUGGAUCGCUAAAACGAUAAACGGCGGGAAGGAGUUCACUGACGUAGAUUUAAGCGACGGAGAAUGGGCCGACUAUUGCGAUAAGAUUAAAGAACCUGUUGGGAUUUACGAAAUCGAGCACAAGUUUGAGAGAGUUAAGUAACAAAUUUUUAAGUUUUUGCUGCAGUGUGUCACCGCACGCGUGAUGGAAUAUUCGACGAAAACGUAGAAGUAACCUGAAUUCAACGUAAAUUUUUCAAAGAUGGACGCGAAAGAUUAUUUCGUUUGGUUUUCCUUUCUUUUUUGCUUGCUUGUCCAGUACUAAGCUGUUUCAAUGUACAUAUACUAGCUAGAUGUAUAAUCUGCGCGGGCAUUGUGCGUACGUAAGCGUUAAUACAUAUAUAAGGUAUUUAAAGGUAUCUACACACACACACACAUAUAUAUAUAUACAUAUAUCUAUUUGAUUUGAAAUUUGUAAUUUUCUAAUCUAGGUAAUAAAGAACUACUAAUGGAAA